This is a messenger RNA of Chelonus insularis, 4220 nucleotides long. RefSeq names its product tetratricopeptide repeat protein 21B-like. The coding region runs from base 291 to 4220 and encodes 1309 amino acids. Gene Ontology annotation, biological process: intraciliary retrograde transport; protein localization to cilium. The transcript is spliced from 5 exons. The record is from RefSeq and is a predicted model, not a curated record. NCBI's taxonomy places the organism in Eukaryota, Metazoa, Arthropoda, Insecta, Hymenoptera, Braconidae. Gene Ontology annotation, molecular function: protein binding. Gene Ontology annotation, cellular component: intraciliary transport particle A.
AAUCAUAAUCCUUCACGUCAAAUUUUUUAUGUAAAACUCGACAAUAAGGAAAGUGCAACCUUGUGGUAUAAAAAAUAUGACAAUAUUUUAGAUAUGCGUGCAAUAUAUGUUCCUAAGAAAUUUGAGAAUCGAGGCGGCCUUUACGUAUGCUAUCAUUAACGAUUACUACUUAAUACUCACGUGUGGAUAUGUUCAGAAUUUAUAUAUUAUGAUAAAAACUCCAGAUCUUCAAGCACGAGUUGUUGGACCACCCAAAGUUUUGGAAAAGUCUUGAAAUUAACAAUAAUAAAAUGGAUAAUUUAAAUGAAUCUGACAUUCAAGCAGUCAUUAUUUGGCACUGCCAACAAUAUUACUACAAUGCGAUGCUUCAUCAUGCAAAACAAGCAUCUCAAAAUUUCCCAUCUAAUGAAAAUAUUAAAAUUUUACUUACUGUAGCUUAUACCCUAACUCAUCGCUUUCAAGAAGCAUUACAAGAAAUAUCUGAGCUCACUACCAAUGAAGAUACAGCAAUACCAGCUCUCUUGAUUGAAACUUUGGUACAUCGAUUAAAUGGAAAUAAAGAUCGAGGACGUGUAACUCAAAUUGAAUCUAAAAUUCGUGAAGAUCGGCGUACAGCUUCUUCGACAGCUCUAAUACGAGCUGCACUUGUUUUAUAUUUAUUCAAAAAAUUUGAUAAAGCCAAAGACUAUGCUGAACGAGCAUAUAAAGUUAAAGCUAAUGAUCCAGAGAUAUUAAUUAUGAGUGGAUGGAUCGAUUUACAUUUUCAUAAAGGUGCAAAUGUUAACUAUUUUGGUUUAGUUCCCAAAGACAGUAGUAGAAAAUUAAAUGUCUUACUUGGAACAGCCAAAAUGCAUGAGUUAAAAGAAUCUCAUGAACAAGCAAUUUUAAUUUUGAAUGCUCUAAUCGUCCGAUAUCCUAAGCUUUAUUUACCCCUUGUGGAGAAAAUGAUAAAUCAGUUAGCUACAAAAGAUUGGGAUCAAGCAUUAGAAACUGCAAAUAGGAUUUUAUCGAUUGAUACAAAUAAUAUUGAUGCAAUGAAAGCUAAAGCUGUUGUUACUUUAUGUCGUGAUGGAGAUUACGUUACAGGCUCCAAAAAUAUACAGUCUUAUUUUCGUAAUCUCUUACUUGCUGAACAAAAAAAUGUUCAGGUUUUUGUCAAUGACAUUCAAUUAUUUUCUCGAAUUACUAAUCGAGAUUCUGAGCCUUUAAAUGAACUUGCAAAAAUUGCAGAGAAAUUCGUUCAACAAAAUUCAAGUGUCUCUGAACCGAUGAUAGAGCUUGGAAAUAUUUUUUUAUAUAUGAAUAAACUCAUAGAGGCUGAGCAUUGGUAUAGAAGUGCAAUACGAAUUGAUGAAUCAUCUUUUGCUGCUUUGAUGGGCUUAGCUCACUGCCAGGUUCUUGAUACUUCUCCUGAUGCACUAGAAUUAGCACGUCAACAAGUUGAUUUUUUGAUAGAAAAUCAGCCUAAUGUAAAUGAUUCUAGACUUUUUUUCAUGUCAGCUAAAAUUUGUCGACAUGACGCUGCAAAAGCUCUAGGUUAUUUAAAUAGUGCAGUUAAAAUAAUCCUAGAUAAAUGCAAAAAUAUUUCUUAUAGCUAUACAUAUAUUAAAGAAUUAAAUCCCGACUUCUGUUUGGAAAUUGUCAAUGAACUUAUUCUUCAUUUACCAACAACAGAAGGAAACAAUGACACUAACCUCAGACUGGAGAGUGAAAAACAGGUUUUAACAUUGUUAAAAAAAGUAGUUGAUGCAUGUCCAGGAUUUGGAGAAGCUUAUUUGUUACUUGGAAGAGCUAGCAUGCAGAUUGGUGAUUAUGAAGAAGCGUUAGCUGCUUUAAAAAAAUUAUUGGAUGCUGUAGACCCAACGAAUGCCAGUGCACAUUUAUUAAUGGCUCAGAUUUUUACUCGUCAAGGUAACUACCAAUCAGCAUCUCAAAGUCUAGAGGUAGGAUUGAGUUACAACUUCAAGGUUCGAGAUGAUCCAUUAUAUCACUUAAUAUCUGGUAUCGUUGAAAAAAAUACUGGUAAUUUACAAGCUUGUAUAGAAAGUCUACGUACGGCGAUGAAAUUAAUGGACAUGAAGACAUCAAAAGGUUCAUCAGUACCUACUCUUUCAUCUUCAGAUAAAACAACACUCUAUCUAGAGCUCAUAUCAGCUUAUAGUAAGUUGAAACAAUUCGAUGAAGCAGCAGCAUUGAUGAGCGAGGCUAAAAUGCAAUUUGUAAAUACAGUUGAAGAAGGAAGAGUAAUUAUAGCCAAUGCUGAUCUCUGUUUAGAUAUAGGAGAUAUUGAAAAGGCAAUUAAUUAUUUAAAUGAUGUACAACCUGGUGAACCUUACUAUCUUCAAGCUCACACCAAACUUGCAAAUAUUCAUUUGCAUAGAAGAAAAGAUAGACAAGCAUUUGCCAAGAGCUUCAGAGAAUUGGUUGAACACUGUCCAGGUCCAAUGACAUAUAGUAUGCUAGGAGAUGCUUAUAUGGCAAUUCAAGAACCUGAUAGAGCAAUUGAAGCCUACGAACAGUCAUUGAAAAAUAAUCCCAGUGAUAUAAUUCUUGCUAACAAGAUGGGCAAAGCGCUCGUUAAAACUCAUCAGUAUGAAAGAGCGAUAAAUUAUUAUAAAGAAAUAAUCAAAAAUAAAGGAUGUGCAGAGUUAAAAUUAGAUCUAGCAGCAUUAUUUAUGCGAAUGAAACAGCAUGAAAAAGCUGAAAAUAUUUUAUUACAAGAAUUACAAGAAGGCAGAACUGCAACUGAUUUAUCAGGUUUAGAAUUAAGAGGAAAACAACUCUUAUUACUUGCUAAAGUAAGAGAACGAGCUGGAAAUAUUCCAUCAGCAAUAUCUACUUUAAAAGAAGCAAAAGAAAAUCAAAUUAGGUGCAUUCAAAGAGCUACAAUCGGACCUGGAGUUACAAACCAAAAACAAGUAUUGGUGGACAUUUGCCUAACAAUGGCAGAUCAUUCAACUGCGCUGAGAGAUUUUGAUAGUGCUAUUUCUCAUUACAAAGAUGCUCUUCAACACAAACCUUCAGAUAUUAAAACACUCUUGACGCUUGCAAAACUUUAUAUGCAGGUGAACGAUCUAGAUAAAUGUGCUCAGAGUUGUACAGCAUUAUUGAAUGCAGAUCCUGAUAAUGAAGCAGCUACUGUAAUGAUGGCAGAUCUAGCUUUUAGAAAGGUAGACUUUGAAACUGCAGCAUUCCAUUUUCGACAAUUAUUGUUGAAGAGACCAACUUAUUGGACAGCUUUAGCACGAUUGAUUGAAGUUUCCCGUCGCACUGGUAAUAUUAGUGAUCUGGACGAAUGGUUAUCAAGAGCAGAAUCCGCAACGGAAAGUUCAAAUCGUGAUGCUGGAUAUUAUUAUUGUUCUGGUUUGAGAGAUUGGCGAACUGGUAGAUUAAAUUCAGCCUUACGAAAUUUCAACGCAGCAAGGCGAGAUCCUGAGUGGGGUCAACAAGCGAUUUACAAUAUGAUAGAAAUUUGCUUGAACCCUGACGAUGACUCCGCGCUAUCCAGUGAUGCUUUCACUGAAGAGGAUGCUGAAUAUCAAGAUUCAAGAACAAUGGCCUUAACAACUGCUCAGAGAUUACUACAGGAAUUAAAUCCAAAGGGAAGCCCUCAUGAGAUACUGACUCAUCGAUUGUUGAGUAACUUUUUGCUACUCGCAACAAAAAUAAAAUCUAAUAUUGAACGAGCAUUACAAGACUGCACAACUCUGGCAAGUCAAGACACUCUUCGAGAUCAUGUAGGUCCAGCUUUAGGUCUUGCUACAGCUCAUAUCCUACUUAAACAAACUCCUCGUGCAAGAAAUCAUCUUAAACGUGUUUCAAAGAAUGUUUGGACAUUUGAAGAUGCUGAAUAUCUUGAGAGAUGUUGGCUUUUAUUAGCUGAUAUUUACGUUCAAUCAAAUAAAUACGACCUUGCUAAUGAAUUAUUAAGACGAGUUUUGCAACAUAACGCGACAUGCGUCCGAGCUCAUGAAUUAUCCGGACACAUUGCUGAACGCGAGCAAAACUACAAAGAAGCUGCAACUCGAUAUGCUCAAGCAUGGAAAUUUGGUGGUAAAACAAAGCUCUCGUUAGGAUAUAAACUAGCCUAUUGUUGUUUGAAGAGUAAAAGAUAUGCUGAUGCUAUACAAGCAUGUACUGAAGUAUUGAAACAAAAUCCAAAUUUUCCAAGAAUAAAAAAAGAAAUUCUUGAAAAAUCUGUCAAUUAUAUUCGUACUUGA